AUGGCGUUUCAUCAUCAUCAUCAUCACCAGCAGCAGCAAACCCCUCCAGAAAUGGCGUUCCACUCCUUCGCCUCGGACCCGCCGCCUCUCUCCGGAGCCCCGACGUGGCUCAACAACGCCGCGUUUCGACAACAGAACAACUUCCUCCACGACGCGCGAAACGACGACGUCGUCAUAUCACCGUCGGGGAAGAGCAGCAACUGCAGCGGCCGGAACCGGAGAGAGAUAAGCGGCUACGACGGCGAAGAGGAGGAAGAAGACGAACUGGAGUGCGAGAGCGCGAGGUUCAAAGCGGACUUAGUGGGCCACCCUCUGUACGAGCAGCUUGUAUCGGCUCACGUCUCGUGCUUGAGGAUCGCCACCCCGGUCGAUCAGCUGCCGAGGAUCGACGAGCAGCUCGUGCAGUCGCAGCGCGUGGUGGAUAAGUACUCUGCGCUUCGGGCCAAUGGGGAUGUCCAAGUGAUGGAUGAGAAAGAACUUGAUUUAUUCAUGACAAACUAUGUUCUCCUGCUAUGCUCCUUCAAAGAACAAUUGCAGCAGCAUGUCCGAGUUCAUGCCAUGGAAGCAGUGAUGGCUUGUUGGGAGCUCGAUCAAUCUCUACAAAGCUUAACAGGUGUGUCUACGGGUGAAGGCACCGGUGCUACAAUGUCCGACGACGAUGACCAGGUCGACAGCGACAUCAACUCGUAUGAUGGAAGCCUGGACGGGCCUGACACCAUGGGAUUCGGUCCUCUCGUUCCGACUGAGAGUGAGAGGUCCUUAAUGGAGCGUGUAAGGCAAGAAUUGAAGCAUGAACUGAAACAGGGUUACAAGGAAAAGAUUGUAGACAUUAGGGAGGAAAUUCUACGCAAGAGAAGAGCAGGUAAACUGCCAGGUGACACCACUUCUGUCCUAAAAUCUUGGUGGCAAUCACAUUCCAAGUGGCCUUACCCUACGGAGGAAGACAAAGCCAGGUUGGUGCAGGAAACAGGCUUGCAAUUGAAACAGAUCAAUAACUGGUUCAUAAAUCAAAGAAAAAGGAAUUGGCACAGUAACAUUUCCUCAACUUCUGUUUUGAAGAGCAAACGCAAGAGGUAG
Messenger RNA from Prunus armeniaca (apricot), 1077 nucleotides. Lineage: Eukaryota; Viridiplantae; Streptophyta; Magnoliopsida; Rosales; Rosaceae. The record is from the annotation of a GenBank genome assembly.